AUGGAUCGCAAGUUUCAAUCCGGGCAACUGUCAGUGGGGAGUGCAUACAACCCCCCACCACUCAACGAAGCCGUGUCAUAUCGGCGUUUGCAGAGCGCAGCCAGUAGCUCGUCUGGCAUCGAGAAUCAUAUCUUAGUUCAUGGGCAAACGCUGGAUUAUAAUAUCCAUGCUGGAUUCUGCUCUGCUGGAAAUAGAGAUAUCAAAAUCAGACAAGCCGGCUGUCAGAAAAUAAUUAGCAGCGUGUUAGUUAAAUGGCAUCCCCUUCCCCCUUUGGGCUCCACCAAAUAUUUCACCCCGUCGACGUGCUCUGUAGAACCAGAAAUGCUCAUACAACACACUCUACCCAGGCGCGAAGCUGGAUGGCAUCGUUUCACCCUACAUGAGAAGCGCCAGCAAAUCCAUUGGACCCUCUUGAACUUGCGCGUAGUCGACUUCCGCCGGCAUUCAGAAUACUUGUUUGGCGGCUUUGCUCUCAACGUUGAUUGCUGCGUCGUCUCUUCUGGCCAUUUACCCACUGUUGGCGCUGCUCUUCCUGAUCUGCAUCAGUUCCGUUUGCGGUCUCCUCUGCGCCGUCCCCGCCGCACUCUUGCUCACCCCAUUAUAAUCCCGCCAUUCUCGCUCAGACUCUCUGAAACGGUUUCAGUUGUCGCAUCCGACACACAUGUCGAGUCCGAUCUCAUCUCCCUUGAUGUUGGCGAGGACAUGACCGUCGCAGACCUAAAAGCUGUCAUCCAAAGCGAUAUAAACAUACCUUCAUCUGCAUUACGUCUUUUCUUCAAUAACAAGCUCCUCACCAGCGAUUCCCAAACUUUAUCUCAAGCCACAAUUCGGGAGGGGGACAUGCUUGCCAUGCAAAUCCAGACCCAGACAGCAAGCCCGCAGCAGCAGCAACAAGGGCAAAACAAUGUCCGGCGCCAAGCAGGUGCGAAUCCAGCUAUACAGGAUGCACUGGCUAGGAGGCAGGCAGAAAUGCCAGAUCCUGAGACGUUACGACUCCAUAUGCUUGGAGACCCGAGAGUGUUGGAAGGGGUGAGAAGACAAAACCCUGCGUUAGCAGAAGUAGCAGAAAAUGCCCAGCGGUUCCGUGAAGUGUUGCUUAUGCAACAGCGGCAAGAGGCAGAGGCAUUAGCUGCGAGGGAAGCGAAGAUUGCCAUGUUAAAUUCCGAUCCCUUUAAUGUAGAUGCGCAGAAGGAGAUUGAGGAAAUUAUUCGCCAAAAUGCGGUUAUGGAAAAUUUACAAGCUGCGAUGGAGCAUACACCAGAAGCUUUUGGACGAGUAAGCAUGCUGUAUGUUCCUGUCGAAGUGAAUGGCCACCGAGUUAAGGCCUUUGUCGACUCCGGUGCCCAGGUCACAAUAAUGUCACCAGAGUGUGCAUCUGCAUGCCAUAUCAUGCGUUUAAUUGAUCGUCGCUACGGUGGUGUCGCGAAAGGCGUUGGGACUGCUGAUAUCUUGGGGCGCGUGCACUCUGCGCAGAUCAAGAUCGGGGAUAUAUUCCUUUCCUGCUCAUUCGCUGUUAUGGAUGGCAAACAUAUAGAUCUUCUCAUAGGGCUCGACAUGCUCAAGCGACAUCAAGCCUGCAUUGACCUGCAAGAUAACGUCCUAAGAAUCGCAGGCCAAACCGUGCCUUUCCUUAGCGAAGCAGAAAUCCCUAAGCACGAUGAGCUUGAGGGCGAGCCUCUGGUGCAUGGUCGGGAUGGCGCAAUUGUCGGUGCCAGAUCAGGCGCAGUUGCCCAACCGGCCGGCCAACCUUCAUCCUCCGCCCCGCCGUCCCAGUUCAGGCCAGCAAAUUCACCCUCCCCUUCGUCCUCCACACCAAGAAUAAACAUCCACCCUUCCCCUUCCAACCCGUUGUCGUCCUCCAAUAGCCAUGACCUUCAACCUCCCGCUCAACCUUCCUCCAGCUCUCCUGUACCUGCCUCGCCAUGGCCCGCAGAGUUAAUAUCCAAGAUAACAGAUUUGGGGUUCACACGGGAAGAAGCAGUGCAGGCCCUCGAAGCUGCUGGUGGGGAUGUUGAAGGAGCCAUCGGUUAUCUUAUCUAA
Histoplasma mississippiense is the source of this 2040-nucleotide messenger RNA. RefSeq lists its product as hypothetical. The record is from RefSeq and is a predicted model, not a curated record. The transcript has 5 exons. NCBI's taxonomy places the organism in Eukaryota, Fungi, Ascomycota, Eurotiomycetes, Onygenales, Ajellomycetaceae. Gene Ontology annotation, biological process: proteolysis. Gene Ontology annotation, molecular function: protein binding; aspartic-type endopeptidase activity. Bases 1 to 2040 code for a protein of 679 amino acids.